Messenger RNA from Durusdinium trenchii, 2691 nucleotides. Lineage: Eukaryota; Dinophyceae; Suessiales; Symbiodiniaceae. The record is from the annotation of a GenBank genome assembly.
AUGACCAUGUUGACAAGCCUGGAGAUGAUGUUCUCUUUGCUGCUUCAAAGGUCCCACGACGCGAACUCCUUUCUCUGCAUUUUUGGCUUUUUCUCUCAGAUUGCCUCGGAGAUCUACUUCUUCGACCCCGAGUAUCUACAAGAAGAUUCAGGGCAUUUUGGCUGCGGACGGCCCUUGCUGCUGAAGUUGUCGGGGAGAGGCGAGUUUGAUGCAACAGAAUUCCUGGACGACGACCUCUGCAUGGCCUACCGGCAGCAGCUAAGGGCUUUCGGCGACGUCGUGAUUUGCAUGGUGACAUGCUGCAUGAUCUUGGCGCCGGGAAUGAUGGUGAGCAGACUUCUGGAGCAGCCUUGGAUGGGCAUGAUGCGCUAUCUUGCCCCUUGGAUAGCUUUAGAGGCAAAAGAAGAUGUUAGUGUGAGGAGGUGCGACUCCUGCGCUUUUGGAUCUCCACACUUGAAAAGUUUCAGAAUGAUGGCCGUCCAUAUGGAUACUACAAGAUUGGCAAGGCGAUGCUCUCGCGACCGCAACCAUGUGAUUGUUGAGGGCAAGUAUACAAAGGCCUCUGCUUCUUAUACUGAAGAGUUAGCAAUGGAGAUUGCUUGCUGCUUUCGGGAAGCCAUCCUUGCACGUGAGACCCAGUUGGAUGAGCACUUCAACUCCAUCCACGUCCGGGGCCUUGAGAAUCAGUUUACAAACCUAUGUGCCACUACUCUGCAGUGGAAGGAGGAGGAUGCCUGGGCUUUCGCAAACAGAAGGCAUAUAAAUCUGCUCGAGAUGUCCUCUCUCCUACGACUUGCUGAGAAGAAGGCUAGAGCACCUACGUCGUUGAGGGUUGUGAACCUUGUUGAUUCAAAUGUCAUCAGAUGUGCAGCGGCAAAGGGUAGAUCUUCCUCAGAGGCUUUGUCUACCUUGCUCCUGAAGUACAAUGCCGCUUGUCUGGCAGGGGACCUUUACUUCACGCUGCCCUUCGUCCCUACGAGGUUUAACACUUCGGACGAUCCUACGAGGGGGAGAAAUGUCAGGACACCUUCAUCGAAGAUCCCGCUCUCAGAAGCAACAGACGCGCAGGCGAUGGGCUUCGAACUGGGUCAGAUUUUCUCUUGGGCUUUGUGGAUUUACUCUGCUUGCCUCAUGCUCUUCAGAUCGGCGGCGCCAUGCAAUCUUUUGGUCAUCAAAGGGCAGCUUGCCUUACGGUCUUCGGCAUCGCUUGAACAGCCCGUGACUGACGUGACUAGCAAGAACCGCGAGCGGCUCCUACAGAGUUUCUUGGAAUGGUGUGAAUUUGCUGGCUUUGCGAUGAAGCCCAUUCUGGAUGAACCUGCCCUCUUUGUCGAGAAGAUUAACGAGAUUCUUUUGGCAUAUGGCAGAAGACUCUAUGAGGCCGGAAAGACGUACUCGCAUUAUGUCGAAACCAUCAACAGUGAGCUCGGAGCCUUGACGCUGGAAAGACGGGUGGUCGCAUUUCAGCUGAUCACCUCAGCUGGCCACGGCGACGGCCCAGCCGGCUGGGGUACCCAGGGCCACAGGCGGUGCCAGACGGUGGCCGAUCCGGGAUCCGUGAUCGGCGACUCGGCGACUCGGCGCCUGUCUGGGGCUCGGUACGGCGUCGUUCGCCGCGUGGUACUGUACGGCAGCCAUUCUUCGUGCCCUAGUGUGACCGCCAGCAGCUUCAUCUCUGUCGGCGCCACGGCGCAGCUUCCGGACACACGAGCCGGACGGAGCGCCCCUCAAGGCCAAUGGCCCCGGUCUGACCUCUCGAAGCUCCUGUUCGGCCUCCUGAAGCCCGGAGAAGAGUCGCAUCUCCUGCUAGGCUGCGGCUCGGUGUUUCUUUGCCAGAUCGCCCUUCAGAGUCGGGGAAGACUGGGGGUCCAAGUGGAGUGGUUCCGCGGUUCGGACCGACCUCGCAUGGUGGUGUGGGUGGACCGGACCCGGUCAGAGCUGAAGAAAUGGUCAGAGCUGACCAGGCCCUCUCUGGUCUUCAGUGGCGUUCCUGAGGACCUUUUUUCUUCGUCAACUGCUCCAGAGGGCGUCCAGAGGAGCGACAGCAGCUCAAGCCGCAACAAUUAUAGCCUCUUUGGCUCUUUGGCCAAAUCUUUCAGCUCCGAGGGCUCCGGGGAAGCCAUGCCACGCCAUGCGGUCGCUACUCGGCUGCUGCUCCUGCUGCUCGGCGCGGAAAACGGCUGCUCGGCGCAGAAAGCGGCCUUCCAGAACAGCACCGAGCUGCGUGCCGCCAUUGUUGCUUGGGAGAACUAUGUCAAUUAUGGCACGGAGUACACGGAGUACGGCUACAGCACGGACCGGCCUCGUUUGGUUUCCACCUAUGGGGACAUUGCGGACUGGGACGUUUCACAAGUCACCAACAUGAGUUCGCAGAUCGAAGGCUUUGUGCCGUACGCAAUCCUGAGAACUCGCAAUUUGGUGGGUGAGCUCCAGGAUUUUGUGGACGCGCAUCCACCGGGGGUAAGGGAGGCUGAGGUAGAAGAGAGAUCAGGCGAGGAAAAGAAGAAGAGGCGUGGUGGCGCCGCAUACUGGUUUACGAAGUGGGGAGCUUUAGAUAGACUUCUCCUGCGCGGACGAUGGCAGAAUGCCCGCGCUGCACGUACGUAUGUGAACGAUGGACUAGCAGUCCUUGCCCUCUAUGAAGAUUCCCUGGACGGGACCUACUCGCCGAUUUACCCUGGCAAAUUUUGA